CGUGAGUUGGCCGACUGCCAUGACUACUACAAUCCGAGCGCGAUUUUAUUGUUGUUGUUUACUUGUUUUCUUCAACCCCAUUUCGUCUGCCAGAUCGGAAGAGCGUUCGGAAAAAAAUGACUGCCCCAAAGGUUGGACACGGUACGACCGUUCGAAAGCAUGUUUCGUUGUUCUGCCACAGAGGUUACGUUGGGCUGAAGCAGAGCGAGCUUGCAGUAAAAGUGGAGGAAGACUGGCAUCGAUUACGGAUGAGUACGAAAACGCGUUCGUAUUCAACUUGGCGAAGAAGGCAAAUCUCACUACACCAACGAUAUGGCUUGGACGCCUGGUUCGUCUUGCACGGACCGGCGCUUACGAAUGGCAUGACGGAGCUAUAGGACGCCAAGCAGAGGGCUUCAGAGGUGAGCCACCAUCGGGAACAGAACUGUGCCUUACGAUGUGGUUGGAUUUUGACCGACCGGAGGGGUCGUGGAACGAAUGGGACUGUGGUUAUGCAAGCGGUUACUCUGCUAUGUGCAAAAAGAGCCUUAAAAAAUCGGCGUUUUCCGUUUCAACACCUCCUACCACCGAACCACCCGGAACACACAUUUCUCAGCGUUGCUGCGUUCAGAGUGGAUGCGGGCAGCGCUGCUCUUCUAAUGAAAGAUGUAUCCCUGAUGAUUUGAACUGCUGGUGGCGCACUUGCUCGGAUAACGGAAUGGGAUGGUGCCUGCCAGUGCCAUAAUCUCUCCCAAACCUGCCUCAAACAACUAACUAUUGUUGACCUUCCAGUUCGCUAUCCAUGUCUUCUGCUUCUCAAGCCGCUAGAUGGUCGCUCAUGUUCUCCUACCCUUGUUAAUCUGACAGGAUUAUACGUUUAUUUAUGUAUAGCUUUAGC
Messenger RNA from Cylicocyclus nassatus, 877 nucleotides. The record is from the annotation of a GenBank genome assembly. NCBI's taxonomy places the organism in Eukaryota, Metazoa, Nematoda, Chromadorea, Rhabditida, Strongylidae.